Diabrotica virgifera virgifera (western corn rootworm) is the source of this 10526-nucleotide messenger RNA. It is a transcript of the gene lft, whose product is annotated as protein limb expression 1 homolog. The record is from RefSeq and is a predicted model, not a curated record. The transcript is spliced from 5 exons. Gene Ontology annotation, biological process: autophagosome maturation. NCBI's taxonomy places the organism in Eukaryota, Metazoa, Arthropoda, Insecta, Coleoptera, Chrysomelidae. Gene Ontology annotation, cellular component: cytoplasm. Bases 584 to 1474 code for a protein of 296 amino acids.
ACGUACGUACAAGCAUACUAAGAGAAGUAAGACCGUUUACAUUCGCGAGUUCGACAUUAAACCGAAAGUCGCGAUCGAUUGCAUAGAAACAGGGAGAAGAAAGAGGGAUUAAACGGAUCACGUCGAGGAAAAGAAAGCGAGAGGAAGAAAACGGCGAAGCAGAUGGUGAUGUUGGAGUGUAGACUCGUUACUCAGUAGUGUGCAUUUGUGCAGUAAGGUGGUCGCGAUUACCAUCUGACGGUCGCAGGCAGUCGCAGGGAUAGGCAGAGGCAAUCACAGUCGCAAGCAGGGCACUGACACUUCUUGUCGGCUCUCGACGGCUCGGGCUCUUGCCGGCUUGCCGGACGAUUUUGGGAACAAGAUCGCUUUUACCUUUAUUUCGUCUUUUUUUAUCUUCGUUUUAUUUUAUUUUUAUGAUUACGAAAGCUUUGUCUUGUGUAGCUUCGAUGUAAAUUGGAGCCAACAGCCAGGGACAGGACGCUAUCACCUUCACCUACUCGGUGCACAGGAACGGGAUGCAAACGCAAAAAACAAAAAGUGAGCGCGCCCACCAUACCAGUGGCACUACCAGUGGUACUUAUUAAUGCGAAGUGCAUGUGCAAGCCGCGAUCUUGUUUCGCGGCGCAUUCUUGAACCUUCUGGCGAUGCUGACGGGGUCACUGCGGCUAAUGCAGCUACAAAGAAUAGGACUGACAUGAUGGUGUACCCGGACCCCCAAUGGACUUGUUCGUCAACGGCUCCCAUGCUUCAACUUUACGAUGAUGUCAGCUAUCGAGUAAAUGUGGUCGAAGCUCUACAAGAGUUCUGGCAAAUGAAACAAGCCAGAGGAGCUGAUCUUCGGAAUGGUGCCCUUGUAAUAUAUGAAUCUGUUCCCUCAAAUGCACAACCCUACGUGUGUUACGUAACUCUACCAGGAGGUUCCUGCUUCGGAAGUUUUCAGAACUGUCCGACGAAAGCCGAGGCACGCCGAAGUGCAGCGAAAAUAGCUUUAAUGAAUUCCGUUUUUAAUGAACAUCCAUCUAGAAGGAUAUCAGAUGAUUUUAUUGAAAAAGCUGUUGCGGAAGCUCAGUCGUCAUUUAAAGGUGAAAGUGAAGAAGCCGAUAACCCAAACACAGGUAUCGGAGCCUUUAGGUUUAUGUUGGAAUCUAACAAAGGCCGAACGAUGCUAGAAUUUCAAGAAUUAAUGACAGUUUUUCAGUUAUUACAUUGGAAUGGGAGCUUAAAAGCCAUGCGGGAGAGGCAGUGUAGUAGACAAGAAGUUGUUGCCCAUUAUUCAAAUAGAGCAUUAGAUGAUGAUAUGAGAUCACAGAUGGCACUAGACUGGAUAGCUAGGGAACAAGAGAGUGCAGGAUCGAUUAGAAAGGAACUGAAUCAAGCAGAGAGAGAGCUUGAAUCUGCUAGAUUAGCUGGACGAGAACUUAGGUUUCCCAAAGAAAAGAAAGACAUUCUGAUCUUGGCGCAUAGUCAGUUGUAAAUACGUUCAUGUUGAAGAGGAACCACAUUCACCAUUAAAAAGGAAGAUAUCGUCUAAUUUUGUGGCUGGUGUUCCUUAAACAUCAAGAUUGAUCUCAAGAAAAGCCCCUGUGACUGUUCUGAAACGGCUCCCUUUGUUUUGAGACGCAUUAUCCCCAUACAGGUAUAGAGGUUGCCGAGAAAUAAUUUACUAAGUAAAAUUGAUUAUCCAUUUCAAAAAUAACAUAAUUAAUAUGAAUGUAAUGUAGGAUCAGUUUCAUUGGUGCUGACGUCACAAAUUAUAAACAUAUUUAAACCUAUAAAUGCAACUAUAUCUUGUUUAAGUUCUUAUUACUGAUCAUUACAAUCAUGUGAGACUAAUGCUGGUUUAAAAUUAACUUCUUACAUAAUUUUAUUAUGAUUUGUAGUAUUUAAUUUUAUUUAAAUUAAAUAUACUAUAUGACGUCAGUAUCAAUAAAAUAAUGUCACAUAAUAUACAGCGAGGAAUAAAAUUUUGGAAUAAAUUAAUGUCUUCAAGAAUAGGUGAAUUGAAAAACAAAUCCCGAAACAAGUCGAUUUUUUUAAAUCAUGAUUUUUUGGCAUAUAGGUCUGGAUCCCGCGUACCAAAAAAAGUAGAUUCAUAGCAAGCUGAAAAUUUGUUAAUAGCUUAACGGUGUCUAGUCGGACAAACCUUGAUGUACGGGAACACUGGAACAAGGCAAAUUUUAAUUGUGGAACAGGUUAAAAAUUUGGAACGUCAGGCUACGAAAAGUCCAAUAUAUUUUGUCGGACAGAACUUCCAAUUGAUUUGUUACCGUUUCAUUAAACUCUCAUGCAAAAAUCAGACUGCUAUUUAUCACCAACAUAAUUCCUGUCAUUUGACAUGUUCUACGUGUCGGACUUAUUAAAAUGCCCAGUUGAUGAUAAAUACCAGUCUGAUUUUUGCAUAAGAGUAUAAUGAAAGGGUAACAAAUCAAUUGGAAGUUCUGUCCGACAAAAUACAUGGGACGUUUUUGUAGUCUGACGUUCCCAAUUUUUAACCUGUUCCACAAUUAAAACUUCCCCUGUUCCAAUUUUCCCAUACAUAAAAGUUUGUCCGACUAGACACCGUUAAGCUAUUAACAAAUUUUCAGCUUGCUAUUAAUCAGAGUCCAAAUUAAAAGAUGUGAUACACCUACUAUAUGAGAAAAAUUUACCACUGGAUAUCAUAAAACUGAUAGAAAACAUAUAUGUAAGAAAUAAAAUAGAAAUGAAAGUCAAUGGAAUAAUAACAGAACCCAUAGAAACAAACACAGGAAUCAGGCAAGGAGAUUCACUAAGUCCUCUACUGUUUAACAUAAUAUUGGAUGCAAUAAUAAAACAAGUGAAGAAAAAAAGAGGGUACAAAAUGGGCAAUAGAGAGAUAAAAAUACUCUGUUACGCUGAUGACACUGUGUUAAUAGCAGAGUGCGAAGACGACCUACAAAGAUUAUUGCACGAGUUCAAAAUUAACGCAAAAGAAAUGAAUAUGAAAAUAUCAGCCCAAAAAACAAAAAGGUUAGUAAUUGCCAAAGAACCAAUAAGAUGCAAAUUGGAAUUAGACAAUCAAAUUAUACAACAAGUAAUGACUUUCAAAUAUCUGGGAAUUAUUCUAUCAGCCGACAACAAUAUCAAAGAAGAGGUAAAAGACCAAAUAAUUAAAGCCAGUAGAACGGCCGGAUGCCUAAACGACACAAUUUGGAAAAACAAACACCUAAGAUUGGAAACAAAGGCCCGAAUAUAUAAGUCAGUUAUUAGGCCAGUUAUGACUUACACGGUCGAAACAAGACCAGAUACAAGCAAAACACGAAGACAUCUGGAAACCAACGAAAUGAAGAUCUUAAGAAGGAUGGUGGAAAAGGACUACAGGAUAGGGUAAGAAGUGAGGAAAUCAGACGCAUGUGUGGGGUAGACAAUAUAAAUACCUGGGUAAAGAACAGAAAAGAAGAGUGGAAUGAGCACAUAAUGAGCACGUAAGAAUAGCCAGGGACAAGUCACCGUUAGGCAGGAGAAGUAUAGGACGCCCAAGGAAAAGAUGGAAUGACAACUUAGGGGCAGACAUAGGCGUAACCAGGGGGGGUUUUGGGGGUUAUAACCCCUCCCAUUGGGAUGUACUUUGAGCUCUAUAUGCUUAACACCAUACCCCUCGGAGACCUUCCAGUAGUUGUAACCCCCCCUUUCCAGUAGUUGUAACCCCUCCUUAGGAUUGUCCUGGUUACGCCUAUGGGGGCAGAAUGAAAGGCACCGUUGAAGAAAAACAGGCAGUACUGCCUAUAUAAAAGAAGAAGAAGAAGAAGAAAAAGAAGAAGAAGAAGAAGAGCUAUUAAUCAACUAUUUUUGAUACGCGAGAUCCAGGCCUAAUACUCAUAUCAACAAUAUGGACCCAAUAUAGAGGUCACAGAUGGAUAAAUAAACACUACUACUACCUCGGUACCAUAAUAAAAUUAAAAAAUUUUGGGUCAUCCUCUAUGCAGAAUUGUAAUAAUGUUUAUAUCACUGAAUAGAUAAUUAAGUAGCCUUUUAAAUGAGCUAGAUGCUCAGAUGCUCAGAUGGAAAACCUCACUAGUAUGAAAUAUAUGCCAAACAAAUGAUAAUUUAAAAAUAAAAAUCGACCUAUUUAGGGAUUUGUCUCCAAAGUUGACUAUUCUCCAUUUGCCAUUUAUUCCAAUUAAUCAAUUGGCUACAAUUAAAAAACCCAAAUUAAAAUACAGAGAUAAUAGAGUGAGAACUAAACCAUCAUGUAUAAAUACAAUAAUAGUCAAAAACAUCAAAAUGGUCCAACAAAAAGGUAGUCAAAAAAUGAAUGCAUCUAAACUUUGAUUCAAAAAUAGGAAAUCCAUUUGACUGUUAUAAAUUAAUGAAGAAAGAAGAGAAAUCAAAACUGUCAUAAAUUAAAUAAAAACAAUCAAUCAAUUAUUAACGUCCCCCAGUCUCCAAAUAAUCAUUUAUUACUCAAUACUGUUUUUUAAUAUGUACCUAUACAUUUAUAAUUAAAAAAUUGACAUGAACGGGUCUCUCCAAUUUUAGUCUAGGCGGUAUCUGCUCUAAAACACCCCCCAUUUGGUUAAAUCGUAUACUAUUUUUGCUUUAAUCGAUUCGAAGUAUUAUUGAAAAUAAUAAUUAAACCACGCGGACACGUCAAAAGGUGGUCUAAAAUUUUUAUUAAACAAUUUGUGAAAAAAAAAUUGGAAACAUUAAAUUUUUUUCUCUAAUUUUGGUUACUAUAUCUCGGCAUCUAUGUAUUUUAGAAAAAUGUUGUGAAUAUAAUAGAGGUUUUGCAAUUUAAUUUUCCUAUCCUAAUUCCGACAGAAUUGAUUGCAAAUUGAAAAAAUAAUUAUUAUUAUUGCAAAAUUAGUAAAAAUGUCUUCAAUAAUUUAUUUUUUAUUCAAUACGAAACGUUAAGAAUGGAAGAAAGAAAAAAAUUCAAACUAAAAGAACUUUCAAAAUUUACACCGAAACUCUUUUUAACAUAAAAAACACAUUUCACACUAAAUCUCAACACAAUUAAUUUUCAAAAUUAUGCAGAGCCAACAAAAAAGUUUAGCAGUUUUUAAAUACUUGAAAUAAACAAAUAGAAUAACUUUUUUUCAAUUGUCAAUUAACAUUUAUUUUCCUUAUAUCGAAGGUUCAGCGCAAGAUGCGUAAUCAAAAAAACUUUAAGGUUGGUCAAGUAGUUUCAAAAUUAUGAUCGAUCAAAGUUGACCGGCAUUUACAACAGUAGUACAAAGGCCGCAUAUGAAAUGCCUCCCGAAAAAGGGUUUCUUACCUGUCGCUACAAUGGUCACAUACGAAUUGCCUCCCAAGCUUUAAAUAAAUUACAUGCUUCUAAUCUUUAUGUGAAGGUGAGACGUUGCCACAUCUUCGUCCCUUUGUAAGUUUUUGGCAAAAUUGGUAUUUUGUUAUUUAAUUUAUUUUAGUUUCAACCUUUAUGUAUUAAACAUUAUUCACACUAGACGGUAUUUAUAAAUUUCAACUAACUUAUACAUAUGCAAUUAGUUUUAUAACCAUUAUAAUAUAUUUUAUAAUAACCAUUAUUUUUGGUUAGUAAUAAUUUAACAAAAAAUACAAAAACAUAAUAAGUAUUUUAUAGAUUUAUUAAAAAUAACAUCACAAAAAACUUAUUUGGAAAAUAUUACAAAAUGUGUAUAAAAAUAUAAAAUUACAAAAUAGUUUUCCUAAAUUUAUAUGAUACUACUUUGACAAAUUAUAAUCUAAUUUAUUUUACAUUCUCUUAAUUCUAAAAUUUUUUCAUUUAGAAAAUUUAUUUUUGCUGUACUUUCCGCAACAAUUUAAUGUAGGUAUUUAUUUGAAAUUGUAAAAUUAUAUCAAUAAAAUUAUUAAUGUUAGAAUGAGGGCAGUAGAAAGAAGAAUCAUACUUUGAAUGAAAACUUUCGCAUGGGUUUGUGGUUCUUUGUAAGGAUGAAGAGUGUUCAGCCCAAACUUCAUCCCUUUUUCACAUCCCUGUGUUUUCACAAAUGCUUUGCAGGUUUUUUUAGUACAUGUCCACCGUUUUACUGUAUCUUUGGCCAACAUUUUUUGAAAACCGAAUGUAAAACCAUCAAUUGAUAGUAAAGGUUUGCCCUUUUGACCAGGCGCGGAUCCAAGGGAGGGUCAAUGGGGUCAAUUGCCCCCUCCUUGAGACUUCGCCUGGUGUCGCCUUUUUUUAAGAAAGAGAUAAUUACGAUUGAAAAUAAAUAGUGAGUUUUAAGUCCUGUUGACAAACUGAAUAACGGAAUGAAACAUAAAACAGAAUUCCUUCUCCAAAGUACGUGUUCUCGGUCUUACUGUAUGGUGCCGAGUCUUGGACUGUGAAUAAAAUCGAUCUACUUGAUAAAUCGCCUCGAGGCUUUCGAAAUAUGGUUCUAUAAAAGAACUUUAAAAGUAUCUUGGGUGAAGAAGAUUCGAAACUCCACAAUACUAGAACGUCUCAGCAAGACUACUGAGAUUAUAGAAGACAUCAAGAAGAGAAAAGUGGAGUAUUUUGGACAUGUAAUGAGAAGUUUCCAAUAUAGGCUGCUACAAAAUGUUAUGCAAGUGAAAAUAGAAGGCAAACGCAGUCCAGGACGAAAAAGCACUUUCUUGGUUGAUUUAGGGUGGCAGUGAAUAAAAUUUAGAUAGCUAUGAUAGUAACCAACGUUCUAGAAGGACAUGGUAUAUGAAGAAAAAUAAAGUAACAGCCCAUACCGAAAAAGAAUCCUGAGUACGCGAGUGACGAGAAAAUUUUUAUUUCAUUGCCCCUUGCAAGGUCGCUGGAUCCGCCGUUGCUUUUGACUGACUCUUAUCGUUGAUUCCAUUAUUUCGGAUGUUAUGACAAACACAAUUUGAUCUUGAAAUCGACGAACUGACAAGCUUGAAAUAGACAAACUGACUGAUGCAGGAACUAAUAAACUUUCAAGAAUUUAUACAACAUAGCCCAUUAGCACAAUUUACAAAAGAGAAUAUAAACAAACAAAAAGAUUAAGGUAAAAGUACCUAUUCAUGGAAUCGUUAAGAAGAGAUUAGAAUCGGAAUUGGAAUUGCCCAGAGAAUAUAAACAAACAAAAAGAUUAAGGUAAAAGUACCUAUUUAUGGAAUUAUAAAAUGGACUUAUAAAAUGGACUAUAAAAAAUUUGGAAGAGAUUAUAAUCGGAAUUGGAAUUUCCCAGAAAAGCUGGUUAUUAGAUCGUUGGGUGUGGUUUGUUCAACAGUAAAUGGUUGAGUUCAAUUAGUGCGGUCGUAAAUAUUAUUAAAUUUAUCUGACCUGUCCCAUGGUUAAGACCCAUCCGGAGCGAUAAGCCACCGAGGUAGACAGAGUUGGUCUUUUGCAAUUAACACUUACUAGACGGUACUCCCAUAAGAAAGCCUGAAAUAAAUUUUACCUGAAACCGGGCCUUUUAUACUAUUAUCGGUUAAUCCAGGAUGUUUAUAGUGGUAACUAAUUGAACUAAACCAUUUACUGUUAAACAUACCAUAAAAACUUUCUUUUCUAAAAAGAAAUAUGUCGUACUGUGAAAUAUUUACGUGAAACAAAUUUUAUGUACACUGCAUUAAGAAUUAGAAAAAUCAAAAUAGAUAGAUACUACCUAUUUAAAUUAUGAUUUGGCAACGUUGUGUCAUUAUACAGAGAUUAAGUAGACAAAAUAUCAGCGUAAAUGAUUAAAGAAACGGAGGAAUUUCGAUUGUACCUGGGAGGCAUUUCAUGUAUGAAAAUAUUUACCUGAAAAAGUGGGAGGCAUUUCGAUAACGCCGAGUACAAAAGUUUGAAGUCUGCUUUUUUUAUCAAAUACUUUUGUUGUGCCAAGUACUUUGUAGAUAUAAAUUUUCACCUUUUUUCUUUUGUGCAACCUGGUUAAAACGUUGACUCAAAUCUUUAGAAAUACAGAAAAAUAGUAAAGAGUUUCGAGGGUUUUCGGCACUAAAUUGAUAAAAACAGAUUACUCGGGGGGCGGGGAUAUUGGGGUUGCUGAAUAAUAAUACGCUAUCAGAACCGACGCCCCGUGCACUAGGUGCCCAAAAACCUUCCAAAUUCCAGAAGAUGACAUGCCUUAACAGUGAUGUUGUCACCAGAUGGUCCGGGGUCAGUUCUGAUGGCGUAUUCGUAUUCAGCUACCCCAAAAACCGCCUAUACUAAAUUUACAAUCAAGAUGCAGUAGAAAUAAACAAACCAAGAUACGUUAAAUGCUACUAAGAGCAGUCCCAAAUCAUAAUUUACAAUGUAUAUACAUUGUAAAUCCCAAAACAUGAUUUCCAAAGUUUAUACAUUGUAAAUUAUGAUUCGGGAGUGCUCCUAGUAGCAUUUAACGUGUCUUGUUUUGUUUAUUUUUACUGCAUCUUGAUUAUAAAUUUAGUAUAGUUAUCUAUUUACUUGCAUUCAGUUCCGAAAACCUUCGAAACUCCAGAAGUGACGUCCUCAGCAGUGAUCGUGGGCACCAGGUGCUCCGGGAGUCGGUUCUGAUGUCGUAUUCGUGUUCAGCAACCCCAAAAAUCCCCACUAUAAUCUGUUUGCAUCAAUUUAAUGCCGAAAACCCUCGAGACUCUAGAAUAUGAGGUGCCUUAGCAGUGACACUGGGUACCAGGUGUUCCGGGGGUAGAUUCUGAUGGCGUAUUCGUGUUCAGCGACUCCAAAAAUCUCCAAAUAAUCUAAUUGCAUUAAUUUAGUGCCGAUAACCCUCAAAUUUCCAAACGACGUGCCUUAGCAGUGACCCUGGACACCAGGUGCCCCGUUGGUCGGUUCUGAUGGCGUAGUCGUGUUCUUUCUCUUCAAUCCUGAGCCCCCGGAGGGAGUGUAGUAGUCGAGGUGAUGUUGUGUAUUGUCCGUCUCCAAAGAUCUCUCUCUGGUUAUUUCUUUUAACUCAUGCAUAGGUCUUUUGCAUAUUUCUCUUCCUUGCAUAUUCCCUUGCCAGAUCUUCCUCGUGAUCUUCGGCCUUCCACCUUCCCUUAUAUAAUAAGUAUUUUCAUGUUUUCUGUGUUUGCUCUCAUAACAUGUCCAAAGUAUUUUUAAUUGUUGGAGAUGGACUUUACUGGAGAGUCGUUGACUAACUUUUAGCUCUCUUAAAAUUGAAUUAUUUGUCCUAUGAUCGGUCCAAGGAAUUCGUAGCAUUCGUCUUCAACAGAACAUUUCAGUGGCGUCUAUCUUUCUUCUUUCUUAUUUUCUCAUGGUCUAAGAUUUUCAUCCGUAGGUCAGUAUUGGGAAUAUUAAGCAAUUGAUUAACCUCAUGUUUAACUACCUUGAAAUUUGAGUCCUUCCAUAUUGUGUUCAUUUUUGCUGUGGCAACUUUUGCUAGAUCACAUCUACGUUUUAUUUCUUCCUGUAGUGACCCUGUGUUUGUGAUUAAUGAUCCCAGAUAUAAGUAUGAGCUCACAGCCUCAAACCGGUCAAUUGUGGUUAUGUGUGGAUGAUUGUUAUGUAGUCUAUCCACUAUCAUGAUCUUUGUCUUUGACAUGUUUAAUUGUAGACCAAAUAUUUGACUUUCGUUUUCAACCAGUCGUAUAAGUCAAUCAGCUCUGCUUGGCUAUUUGCAAGAAGGGAUGUGUCGUCUGCGAAACGUAGGUUGUUUAUUUAUAUGACCAUUUAUUGAGAUACCUUUUUCCCAUCCUUCAAGUUCUCUUCCCAUAGUAUGCUCCCCAUAUAUAUUGAAUAAUUGUGGAGAUAGUAUACAUCCCUGUCUGACACCCUCAAGUCGUGUUCAGCGACACCAAAAACCCCGUAUUUUAACAUUGUUAUGUAUUUUUAAAUUUAUUUCAUGCACUUUAAAAUGCAAUUAUGCAUUUUCACACAUUUUUCCAUAGUAAAUUUUUUUCCUGACAUCAUCCUGGACACAAUGCAAAAAGUUUCAAGUCUCUAGGUGCUGUAUUUAAAAAUCGAUUUAUUUUGUGCUAAAUGCCUGGGUCUAUGACCUUUUGAAGUAUCCGCAUAGUGAACUCGUCAUUUCCAAUAAUCCAUAAAGAUAAAUUUCCUCUAACUGGCUGUAUACCAUUAAUUACAAAAAUUUAAGAAAAUCUUCCGUGUAAAAGGUAUAUUUAUUUUAAUGUAGCCCUUUAUUGGGGUUUUAUAUAAAUAUACCUUUUACACAGACGAUUUUCUUCAAUUUCCAAUAAUAUUUUGAAGCGAUUGAAGCCAAAAAAAUAGCAUAUACGGUUUGGAAAUCCCUUAACAGAUACCGCCAGCUCUAUAAUAUAUACUAAUUUAAUUUUGUAAAUACUUGUAGAUUCAAAACAGCAAAUUAAAUUAUAAAUUAAUUCGAUGUAAUGUAACCAACACUUUUUCUGGUAGACCACAUCUGUAUAAUAUGUUACUUUUAUUAGUGAAAUAAGUGUUUUCGCAUUUUAGCCUGUGAUAAAUGUAUUAGAUAGGUGUAAUAGCAUUAAAAAUGUGGAAUAAGGGUUGUUACUCAAAUAAUUUUUAACUGCUUUAAAAAACAAAAAUGUAAUGAUUAUGUUUUGUUAUCUAUGUAAUGUAAGCUAAUGCUAUUUUUAUUAUAGUUUUUAAUAUCGACUGAUUACAUAUCGCUAUUUGCUGGUAUAAUGCUAAAUAAAAAUGUUUAAACAUUUAAUCAAAUAAAUUUUAUAAAUAAAUA